GAUUGGAUGUGUUUUUAUGGUAUAAGCUGUUAGCGAUCAGUGGGCUUAACAGUGGACGCGGUGCUCUCGGGACUAAUCCGUGACGUAUGCUAACUAUUAAAUAAUGUAAUCGAUCAAAAUAAACUUUUACUUUGAUUGGAAUGGACAACUGAUUCGACAAUCCGUGCCAAUACCAGCAUAAAGGAAAAAUAGAGACAAUGAAACGUUCAGAAAUAAUUCUGUUAUGGAUCCUGUGUGUAAUCACAAGGUUUGUAGCGGGACAAUCGGGAACAGAUAUGAAAAAUUUGUAUACUUACCUGUUUACAACACUCGGGUACAACAAGGAUAUACGACCGAAACAGAAUCAAAACGAGGUUAUCUCAGUGUCUGUGGAACUUCUGCUGACUGGCCUUCAUGGACUAGAUGAGACCAAGCAACAAAUGACAUCCGUUGGGGUUCUAACUAUCAAAUGGAGAGACGAUUAUUUGUCUUGGACCCCCUCAUCUUACGGGGGAGCGACAUAUAUUGACGUUCCUCAGGGACUGGUGUGGAAGCCGGAUUUACAAGUGCAAAAUGGUUUAACGGACUUUGCAGAAUUGGGCGGAAGUUUCAUGAAUUUACGCGUGUCCAAUGCAGGGGACGUGACGUGGAUGCCUUAUAAAGUGUUUGAUACAAAGUGUAAAAUCGAUACGACAUUCUUCCCAUUUGAUCAACAGGAAUGUUCUAUCAAGCUAGUAGCGUGGAAUAGUGAUGCCUCAACAGUAAACAUUACAAAAGGAACAAAUGCGAUGCAAAUAGAUGGAGAUUUUAGUAAUGGUCAAUGGACCAUGUCCAGUCCAACUGCUGACGUCAUAAUAGAUGACAAUGACUCUGUAAUAAUUCUUAAAGUAAAGUUAGAUAGAAAACCAAAAAUUUAUGUGCUCAAUAUCAUAAUUCCCAUGUUAUUUCUGAUAAUUCUAGACGUGUUCACAUUUACUCUUCCUAACGACAGUGGGGAGAAAAUGUCAUACUCAGUUACCGUCUUCUUAUCAAUAUCUAUAUUUAUGACGAUAAUAGCCAAUCUUCUACCGCCUACGUCACAUUCGACGUCAUAUUUAGAAAUUUACAUUUUGCUAGAUGUGGCAUUAGGAACAUUGAUACUCGUUAUAACGGCGAUUUCCUUAAGGAUUCACAAUUGGACCAAAGACAGAGAAAUACCUUCCUGGGUUAAAAUGUUGACGAUAUUGUCAUGGAGGUUACAGUGUCGACCUGCUAUCCAUUCCAUUGAUCAUGAUGAGAAUACUGUGAGUCAGAUUGACGUCACUAGUUAUAAUGAAGUAGAGAUGAACGUUAAAGAAGAGAAGGAUGUGAAACAACAUAAUGAAAACAGCGGCGAGACUGUACUGUGGACGGAUGUGACGUCAGCCAUUGACUUUUACAUGUUUUUCCUAUUUUUAUUUAUAAUUCUAUUGUCCACAGCUAUUUGUUUUGGACUCUCCUCCUCCGCGUGAGAACUUGAGAAUUAGAAAUUACUAAUAGCGAGCGAAGCUCGCGUCGCGACGAGCUCGCUCCAAUGAUUACACAUAUGAGUCACGUGAUUUGCUCUUCUUCAGCCGAAAAAAGAUGAGUAUUACCCAUAAUGCUUCUGCAAAAAUGUCGCCGUCACUGCGGUAUACUUCAUUGACGAACCCGUAAUCAAAAUAAUUAGAUUGUUUAGAAAGUACCAUAAACGUUUUUAAAUUCCAGACAAGCUUUCUCAUAGCUUAAACAAUUUUGUUUUUGCUUGGUUUGAGAGAAGAAGAAAAAACAUUGCAGCUAAUGUGACGUCACAAUUUGUAACUGUUUACACCAAGCGCGUUAUAUUUCCCGCGUUAAAUGAAGAGGCGGAUAAAAGUCGUGUUGCAAGAUGUUCAUGGGCUUCGCUCGUCUCAACGGUCACACCGUACAACAUAUUAGCAAGCGACGCGACGAGCUCGCUCCAAUGAUUACACAAUUGAGUGACGUGGUUUGCUCUUCAUCAGCCGAAAAAUGAUGGGGACUACCCAUAAUGCCUCCGGAAAAAUGUCGCCGUCACUGCGGUAUACUUCAUUGACAGUCCCGUAAUUAAAAUAAUUAGAUUGUUUAGAAAGUACCAUAAACGUUUUUAAAUUCCAGACAAGCUUUUUCAUAGCUUCAAAGGUUUUGUUUUUGCUUGGUUUGAGAGAAGAAGAAAAAACAUUGCAGCUAAUGUGACGUCACAAUUUGUAACGGUUUACAUCAAACGCGUUAUAUUUCCCGCGUUAAAUGAAGAGGCGGAUAAAAGUCGUGUUGCAAGAUGUUAAUAAACUUCGCUCGUCUCAACGGUCACACCGUACAACAUAUUCUGAUUAAACUGUUUAGAAUACUUUCACAUUUACAUUUGAUCGAAUAUAGCAGCAUUUCAUUUAUGAUGCUACGUGCUUUUAACGCUUCAAAGUAUUUUUGUCGGCAACUAAUGUAUAAGAUGUCCAUUAUCGCCAUCAAUUAAUUUAAACAAUAUUUAUUUUGUAUGAUUACAUAUUUGAUUUCGCAACAUGUGCAAAUAGAAGACCUCUCUCGAUAAUCAAUGAUGUUCAAUGGUUACCUGUGUUAUCAGUAUUUCUCAUCUUAGAUUUAAUUUACAAUCAAUAUUAACAAUCAACUAAAUCAACACAUUUAUAAUUUUAGUGGAAUUUCCGAUAUUUGCCAAUAAACAUAAAUUGAAAAAAGUCAA
Messenger RNA from Ostrea edulis (European flat oyster), 2689 nucleotides. Its product is annotated as acetylcholine receptor subunit alpha-like. Gene Ontology annotation, biological process: monoatomic ion transmembrane transport; regulation of membrane potential; signal transduction. Gene Ontology annotation, molecular function: transmembrane signaling receptor activity; extracellular ligand-gated monoatomic ion channel activity; neurotransmitter receptor activity. The record is from RefSeq and is a predicted model, not a curated record. NCBI's taxonomy places the organism in Eukaryota, Metazoa, Mollusca, Bivalvia, Ostreida, Ostreidae. Gene Ontology annotation, cellular component: synapse; neuron projection; membrane. Bases 198 to 1469 code for a protein of 423 amino acids. The transcript has a single exon.